Molecule: messenger RNA, 900 nt
Organism: Acaromyces ingoldii
Lineage: Eukaryota; Fungi; Basidiomycota; Exobasidiomycetes; Exobasidiales; Cryptobasidiaceae
Product: putative RPL23A-60S large subunit ribosomal protein L23.e
Exons: 4
Coding region: 314-724 (136 amino acids)
Biological process (GO): translation
Cellular component (GO): cytosolic large ribosomal subunit; ribosome
Molecular function (GO): large ribosomal subunit rRNA binding; structural constituent of ribosome
Source: RefSeq, a predicted model, not a curated record
CGACCAGCACAACUUCAAGAAAGGUGAGCAUCGCAGCGUGAUUUCAUGACCUGUAUUCGAUUGGAUAGCGCUACACUGGACUGGGAUGGGUUGGGCGAUGCGAGGUCGGAUGAACGGAGGUAUCAUGAGGGGGUAGUGUCGAUGUGCGAUCUAGGAGUCAAAAGAGCUCGAGUCGGAUGAAUGGCGAGAUAGACAUGGAGUUCGAGACUGGCGGAAAUCAUUAGGAUGGCCUGGGGAGAUGGCCGGGCGUGCACAUCAUAGAGGGAAAAGAAUAGGACAGAGCGGAAUGCUGACCUCGUUUGACACAGUCGACAUGUCGAAGCCUCAGGCCGGAUCCAAGUUCAGGCUCACCCUCGCCCUGCCCGUCGGUGCAGUCAUGAACUGCGCUGACAACAGCGGCGCCAAGAACCUCUUCGUCAUUGCCGUCAACGGCAUUGGUGCUCGUCUUAACCGUCUGCCUGCUGCUGCUGCCGGUGACAUGGUUGUUGCCAGCGUCAAGAAGGGAAAGCCCGAACUGAGGAAGAAGGUCAUGCCCGCCGUCGUCGUUCGUCAACGCAAGCCCUGGCGCAGACGUGACGGUAUCUUCCUCUACUUUGAGGACAACGCUGGUGUCAUUGUCAACCCCAAGGGAGAGAUGAAGGGUUCGGCUAUCACUGGUCCCGUCGCCAAGGAAUGCGCCGACCUGUGGCCCCGUAUCGCAUCCAACGCCGGUACCGUCGUCUAAUUGCAUCCUUUCCAUUCCAUCACGCCCCUUCGCACUGGGCAAUGUCACAUUAGUCUCAGACAUCAACCAAAACACUUCUUGGCUAUGCAUCCCAUGACAGAUGAGCAGCAGCAGACGAUGACGAAGUAUACGAUUGCGGAGAGUCCAUUCAGAAGCCCUUCGCGUAGUUGCCCUUG